GCAUUCUCCAUUCCAUAAUUUCCAUUUCUAUAGAAUUUGAUAACGCCACACCCCCAUCUCUUUUGACUUUCCUUGGCCUAUAUAUUACCAUACACACACUUAUUUGGCCUUACCACGAAAUUUCCUAAAAAUACAUGAAAUACUCAUUACUUAAAUGAUGACUGAUCUCAAGGAAAUUCAAACAAAGGUCGACAUUAAACUUGCCGAAUUGCGUCAGCAAGCACACUAUGCUAUAAACAAAUACGAUUACCAUCACAAAAAUGAUGAACUACAAAUAAUUGAACAAUAUAGAAAUAUUUUGAAGCAAGUGGCAAGCACUCACACGAGAUUCCUCAAUGAAAUGCAAAAGUUCAAUCAAACAUUAAAUGAUGCCAAAGAAAUGAGCGCACAUUUUGACCAGUUGUUAAAGGAAUCAAAGCCAACAACGCAGCAAUUAUCAUUGUCGCCAUUAAAUGAACAAAACGAGAUGAAGAACCUGCACCCGCUGUCAUGUACAAAGAAGGACAAACUCAAGGACACCACUUCAAAAAAACAACUCUUCCCACCUUCAUAAGCUGGUUCUACUGCUGCUGUUGGGUUGUUCCCGCUUCCUCCAUCAUCUCCGCAACCAUCACUAUCAUCCACUGUAGAUUCAAGAUGAUUUAAGAGAAAAACAAAUUUUUAUUUUUUUUUUGUUGUUGUUUUCCUGUAGACAAAACUUGCAGUUAAAACAUUUAUUUAAAACUUUCAAUGUCUUUCUUUUCUUUUUUUUUUUUUUCUUGUUUUUAUGUUUUUUUGAUUGAGGUUUUUGGUUGUUUUUUUCUUUCUUUUUUUUGUUUUUAUUUUUAAAUAAAUACUUUAAAUACAUUUUUUCUACAUUUUACAAACAAGCAGCAGCGUUUUU
Episyrphus balteatus (marmalade hoverfly) is the source of this 883-nucleotide messenger RNA. RefSeq lists its product as uncharacterized. The transcript has a single exon. The record is from RefSeq and is a predicted model, not a curated record. The coding region runs from base 155 to 553 and encodes 132 amino acids. NCBI's taxonomy places the organism in Eukaryota, Metazoa, Arthropoda, Insecta, Diptera, Syrphidae.